Molecule: messenger RNA, 2610 nt
Organism: Darwinula stevensoni
Lineage: Eukaryota; Metazoa; Arthropoda; Ostracoda; Podocopida; Darwinulidae
Source: the annotation of a GenBank genome assembly
AUGACAAACUUCGAAGCUUGUUUUUGUCCUUGCAUUCGAAGAUUCCUGGCACCCCUUUACGUGUCCCCAUGCUUGGAGACGAACACGACAGAGUUCCACUUUCUCACCGAGAGAGAUUUCGAGAUUCUGGUCAACGAACCGACCAAGUGUAUAGUCAAAGGAGACUCUGAAACCCAGAUAAACCUGAUGAAGGAAAAAGUGCGGAACAUCACCACGGUCUGGUUCUCCAGAAGACGAAAGACCCAACCGGAGAGAAUCCUCGUCGUCCACCCGAGCGAAAAGGCGACGAAGCAGCUGAGAGACGCAGUACCGCGAUGGAUCGAAGCAUCCGCGAUCGGUGCCUGUUCCACGUGGACCAACAGGUCUCCAGACGAAAGAAAGGAGUGGGUUCGGGGCAUCAUUCAGAGAAGUCUCACCUUCUGUGCGCUUUCUCCCGCAGACAUCAACAAUGAACACACGCAAGACGAGGGAUCGUCUGCAGAGGCACCUGCAGGCGAUAUAAACUCCGUAGAAACUGAAGAACCCUUCAUUAGAGUUCCUUCUAUUGCUCGAGGGGAAAGCAAUAUAAAAUACAAGGAUGGAUCCCACCAACCGUCUCAGAAGGAAUUACUUUCUCGUGAGGAGCUCCUUAAAAUAACGGGACUGGUGGAGAGCCUCAUGUAUAUUCUGCUUCACAGCUACCUUUAUGGAAUAUCUUCUUGUUUCUACGGGAACACUUAUACCGAAAAUGAGGUUGGUGCUAAAGGGAUGCGUGACAGCAAAGAUUAUGAGGAAGAUGAUCUCGCUGGUAAAGGAUCGGUGAAAGAAGAGAAAUCCCUCAAUAGUGAUGCCUCCACUCUUGAUCCAAUGCACUCCCAUGUGCAAUUUUCGGACGAGAACGCGAGUGAAACCGAACAGGCCCAGGAAAAACCUCACCGCGGUGAAGAUACCUUGGAAAUUCGGCAACUGUUGAAGAACCUGGAAGAUAUCGACAAAUUCAGAGACGCCGUGGAAGCUGACAUUAUUGACCCACUUGCGGACACGGACAACAUUGGAGAAGUCGAAAUUAAUGAGAAAAGUGGACACAAGGGCGAAAAUCCCGGUGGAACGGCUAUGGCCGAUGAUGAUUACGUGAAAACGGAUGAGCCUCUCGUCCAUGGCAUCUCCAAUAUUGACCUAAAGGACCACAACAGAGCGCACACAGACGAGCCGGGCGGACCUGACAUGCUGUCUCAGAAAGAAUCUUCGCCAGGCGAAGAGUCCCAACAAUUGAGGAAAGAGAAGAAGAAACGGGUUCUUAGUUACAUCAGCCUCGAGGAAAUGGGAUUGCUCAGCCGCAUCAUUACGACAGUCUUCGUUGGUUGUGGAGAUGACUCAAAAGGAGGCAUUAAUACCGACGAAAAUUUGCACAUUAUUGAGGAUUCUGUGGACACCGACAGAAACAUCCGUCGCGAAGAUCUCCCCGGUAAAGUAGAGGACAGCGCCAUAAGAAGCAUGGAUGCACAUGCGUUUGAACCUCGGAAUGAACCCGAGGACCGGCUUCUAUCAAGCGAAGAAUUGGAAAGGAAGGAAUCGUUAGAGAGUCGACAACAAAAGAGGCUGCUUACUGCCCUCAUGAGAGUAGUCUCCUGCCCCAGCCGGGGAAAUAUCGCAAGUGGCGACGCAGAUAAAAUCAAAAAAGUCAAUAAAUUGGGAGUUCCCAGGCUACAAGCACUCCAGAGAGGUGGAAAGUUGUUCGAUCACGUUUUUGUCCUAGGCGUUAAUGACCUCUGCCAACAUUACAAUGAAGUCUGGUUUCGAGAUCUCCAGGACCUUCACAUGGGUUACACCGAUGGAUAUUUUUGGCUUUUCAGCUUGGAAAAUGAAUUCCCUGAACAAUUUCUUGAAGAAUUCAACACUUCAUAUCCAGCUAAAGUCGUGAGCACAAUGAGCAGAAAUGAACCUGCGAGGGAAUCGAAGUGGAUCUAUCAAGCUGAACGAUUCAUCAAGAAAACGUACAACGAUUGGGAAACUGGGAGCACAACUCGCCUGGUCCCACCAGUUCAACACGAAGAAGACUGGGUUAAGGCAGCCAAGACAUCUGGGGGGAAAUCAGAGAGACACCUAAUUCUUCGUCUAUAUGGCCUGGGACGGAAAAACCAAAUGCCAAUGUUUAUCACGUAUAAUCGUAACUUUUCCCACCUCGUCGAGAGAAGAAAUGUGGGUGGUGGCAUUGAGAAUAUCCUGGAAGGAGGAGAACACGACAUUGUCCUAAUACAUCGUGAGAUUGGGGUCAUUUUCGUGCAAGUCAAGAAUGUGGAUUCAAGGAGAAAGCUAAACGAUAAUUUUGAUAAAGCCAAAACCCAACUCGAGAAAGACUUCUGCAACUUCGAAACCACCUGGAAUGAUUUUAAGGAAAGUGAUGCGAAGGACAUGACGGUGUCACUCUGUGUAGUAGCUCUGACGAAUGUGAAAAGAGCUCAAGUUGAAAGGAAAUCUCUGAGUGACUUACCUGUCCGGAGUGUCUUCCUCUGCGAAGAAGACCUCGAGUCGUUAGAAUCCAUUGAGCGGUGGUGGAACGGUCAUGUUCUCCACCACCUGCAGGGCUCCACUAUCGAUUCCAGGUCGUACCUACGUCUUCUGGCCAUGUGA